Messenger RNA from Pseudonaja textilis, 1576 nucleotides. The record is from RefSeq and is a predicted model, not a curated record. Lineage: Eukaryota; Metazoa; Chordata; Lepidosauria; Squamata; Elapidae.
AGUCCCGAGGCUUUGGCCUGCGCCUCCCUCGCCUGUCAAGCGCUUGAUUUCAUUGUUCCAGGCUGAUGUCACUCCCAGUUGUUACAGACGCUUCUUCGGGUAACAAUGUGGGACUAGGAGGCACAAAGGACCUUUCUGGAGAUACCCCAAAGGCAGCUGUGCACACUUCUAAGCAAAGUACUGUACUUCAGCCACUGAUCAUGUUUAUGAUUUGCCAACUUCAACACCUUCUAGGCCCAGGGUGCUGAUUUCCCUUAGAAGCAAAUCCAUGCAUUCCUACACCGUGGCAUCACCAGAUAGGAUGAGUGGGUCAGAUAACGGAUUGGAUGAAACAGAACUCAGCAUUACUCUCACUCUCCGGAUGCUUAUGCAUGGAAAGGAAGUUGGCAGUAUCAUAGGCAAGAAAGGAGAGACUGUGAAGAAGAUACGAGAACAGAGUACUGCCCGGAUUACCAUCUCGGAAGGAUCCUGCCCCGAGCGGAUCACCACCAUUACAGGAUCCACAGAUGCUGUUUUCAGAGCUGUUUCCAUGAUUGCCUUCAAGCUGGAGGAGGACUUGGGAAAUGGAGCAACCAAUGAAGGUACCAUUUCCAAACCACCCGUAACACUGAGGCUGGUCAUCCCAGCUAGCCAGUGUGGCUCACUCAUUGGCAAAGGCGGAGCCAAAAUAAAGGAAAUUCGAGAGACAACAGGUGCUCAGGUCCAGGUGGCUGGAGACCUUCUGCCCAAUUCCACUGAAAGGGCUGUAACAGUCUCUGGGGUACCAGAUGCCAUCAUCCAGUGUGUGCGACAGAUCUGUGCAGUUAUACUGGAGUCACCCCCCAAAGGUGCCACGAUUCCUUACCAUCCCAGCUUGUCCUUGGGACCGGUUCUUCUGUCAGCCAAUCAGGGAUUUUCCAUGCAAGGACAAUACAGUGGAAUAUCUCAAGCUGAGGUGACAAAAUUGCAGCAGCUUUCGGGACAUCCUGUCUCAUUUUCAUCCUUGGCACAAACUCCAUCUCUAGUUGCAGGCCUGGAUGCAAACUCUCAGAAUAGCUCUCAGGAGUUUCUAGUUCCCAAUGAUCUCAUUGGCUGCAUCAUUGGCCGGCAGGGGAGCAAGAUUAGUGAGAUUCGGCAAAUGUCUGGAGCGCACAUCAAGAUCGGGAACCAGACAGAGGGUUCUUCCGAACGUCAUGUGACCAUCACAGGCACACCAGUCAGCAUCACUUUGGCUCAAUACCUCAUCACAGCCUGUUUAGAGACGGCCAAAUCUACCUCCCAGACGCCCCCCGUUGACCUCGGCAUGACUUUCUCCCAGCCCCUCACCCCUUCGCCAGCCCCAGCGCUGACAGCAGUGGCCGCACCUCCCCCAACCUUGCUUGGUCCCCCCUAUGCCAUCUCCCUCUCCAACUUCAUCGGCUUGAAACCCAUUCCCUUCUUGACACUGCCCCCUUCCUCAGCCACGGGGCACAAUGGCAACCUUGCCACCUACACGACCAAGAUCUCCACAGCCAAUUCAAGCAAGAAGGGUGAGAGACAGAAGUUCUCCCCAUACUGAAGCAGGAAGGUGGGGCUGUGGGGCAGGGAGGGGAAAAUU